CCACUCCCCCAUACAUCUUCCUUCUCCUACCCACAUAAAAGAUAAAUAAUCCCUCAAGAUAUGACCCUCAAAACCCAAAACACAUUCAUUUCAAAGCUCAUCAAACAUGGCCACGAAACCAAGCCUACUUCUCUCCAUACUCAUUUUCUCUUUCAUCUUCCAAACAGCUCUCUCAAGAAGCCAUCACCACUCUAGCCGUAUACGUACUUGGUGCCAGAAAACCCCCCACCCCGAGCCAUGCAACUACUGCAUGUCACAUAGCCGUCACCGUCUCAUUCCGAAACACACCUCCGAAUUUCGAAAAAUGUUGGUGCAAGUGGCCUUGGAGAGGGCUCUCAAUGCAAAAUCAUACGCCUCCCAAUUUGGCCAAAACUGUCAAAACAAUCAACAAAAAGCCGCAUGGGCCGAUUGCUUGAAACUUUUCGAGGACACCGUCCACCAGCUCAACAUUACCCUUGAAGGCUUAGGCACCAAACGCAAUUGCUCCAACUUUGAUGCACAGACUUGGCUCAGCGCUGCCCUCACCAACAUUCACACGUGCCAAGUUGGGUCUAUGGAGCUGAACGUUUCGGAUUUCAUAGCCCCUAUAUACACCUCCAAUAACAAUGUGUCCGAGCUAAUUAGCAACGGUUUGGCAAUUGGUUCACAACUUUUAGGCACGGGAGAAAAUUACGCAGAUGAAGAGUAUCCGAAUUGGGUUUCAAAGCACGAUCGGAGGCUGUUGCAAGCUUCAAAAAUCAAGGCAAAUCUUGUGGUUGCCAAAGAUGGAUCUGGGCAUUUUCGGACGGUUCAAGCGGCCAUAGAUGCAGCGGCUAAGAGGAAAAUAACUAGUAGGUUUAUUAUCUAUGUGAAGAAAGGUGUUUAUAGAGAGAACAUUGAAGUUAGCAACACUAAUAAUAACAUCAUGCUGAUUGGUGCUAGCAUGAGAUAUACAAUAAUCACAGCUAGCCGAAGUGUCAAUGGAGGUUCCACAACCUAUAAUUCCGCAACUGCUGGCAUAGACGGUCCAGGCUUCAUUGCUCGCGGCAUCACAUUUAGCAACACGGCCGGCCCACUAAAGGGCCAAGCCGUGGCGCUGCGGUCAGCCUCCGACCUCUCAGUCUUCUACCGGUGUGCCUUCCAAGGCUACCAAGACACCCUCAUGGUGCACUCUCAGCGCCAAUUCUACAGAGAAUGUUACAUAUAUGGCACCAUAGACUUCAUCUUUGGCAACGCAGCUGCAGUUUUCCAAAGUUGCAUUAUUUAUGUGAGAAAGCCCUUGAAGGGCCAAGUCAAUGUCAUCACAGCCCAAGCCCGAAACGACCCAUAUCAAAACACUGCAAUUUCAAUCCAUAAUUCUCAAGUGCGGGCCGCUGCAGAUCUGAAGCCCGUGGUUAGUGCUUUCAAAACCUACUUGGGCCGGCCCUGGAUGAAAUACUCUAGGGUUGUUUUCUUGAAAUGUUAUCUGGACAGUUUGGUCAACCCAGUGGGCUGGUUGGAGUGGCAAAGAAGUAAUUUUGCGCUUAGCACUUUGUAUUAUGGGGAGUACAAGAAUUUUGGUCCUGCUUCGUCUACCAGGUACAGAGUGAAGUGGCCUGGUUUCCAUAUCAUCACCAGUGCAAAUGUGGCGUCACAGUUCACCGUCAGCAGCCUUAUCGCCGGUCGGUCCUGGUUGCCGGGCACCGGGGUUCCAUACACAGCGGGGUUAUGAUCAGGUCCUAUAUGUUAUGAUUGUGAAUUGAUUGUAUUUUAUUUGUUUAUUUGGGCGAAGAAAAAAAAUAUUUAUUUACGUCUAGUGGAUGUUGUUGGUGUUGGAUUUUUGUACAUUAUGCUGUCAUAUAUGGUACAUUUUCACAAGGAAUGAAUAUGAUUAAUUAUU
This is a messenger RNA of Prunus avium (sweet cherry), 1858 nucleotides long. Lineage: Eukaryota; Viridiplantae; Streptophyta; Magnoliopsida; Rosales; Rosaceae. The record is from RefSeq and is a predicted model, not a curated record.